Molecule: messenger RNA, 828 nt
Organism: Cheilinus undulatus (humphead wrasse)
Lineage: Eukaryota; Metazoa; Chordata; Actinopteri; Labriformes; Labridae
Product: ribonuclease P protein subunit p25-like
Exons: 1
Coding region: 1-828 (275 amino acids)
Biological process (GO): tRNA 5'-leader removal
Cellular component (GO): ribonuclease MRP complex
Molecular function (GO): RNA binding
Source: RefSeq, a predicted model, not a curated record
AUGUUCACAGGGUGUGGAGUGGUCAGCGGCCAGAGCACGUAUCUUUCCAGAGACGCUGUCAGGCCCCACCCAGGACUGGAGGUAAAUCGGCCAGUUCAGAUUCAGAAUGGGGUAACAUUGGGGAGCUGCUCCGUCUACCAGGAUCAAACUUACAGCAAUGCCGGCCAGCCAGCGGUAGUAAACAAUGGCUCCAUGCUAAAGCCAGCGCCAGUACAAGUCCCGCCGCCUGCCAUUAAACUAGGGCAAGAAGGGUUCAAAAAAGUGUGCCGGACUGAGGAGGACAGUCCGUGUCCCUUUCCAGGACUGGCCUCAGGGGUGCUGGAGAUGCGCGUGAAGGAGGGAAGUAAGAUCCGCAACUUAAUGGGAUUUGCCAUGGCACGGAUGCAGGGAGAGAAGGGUGUAAGUGGGGGAGGCGAUGGGCUCAGGCAGGUGGUCUUCACCGGGUCAGGUCGUGCUGUCACAAAGACCAUCACAUGUGCUGAGAUCAUGAAAAGAAAAGUGGGCUCCCUGCAUCAGCUGACCAAACUGCGGUACAAGGUGGUGAAAGAGGUGUGGGAGAGUUCUGAAGGAGGGGCGUCAGAGAUGACGGUGCACAGGACUGUCCCCUCGAUCAGCAUCCUCCUUUCCAAAGACCCACUGGAUCCCCAGGAACCUGGCUAUCAGCCCCCUGAGACUCUCAGUGCAUUGUGGGAGGAAAGAGAGGGUGUGGAAUCUGGCGUCUUGCAGGCAGCCUGCAAGCGACCUCUUGGACCCUUGCCAUACAGCAGUUUCCCUCAGUGUAAGAGAGUGUGUUUGGAGGAAGGAGUCUCCGACGUGCCUCCUCACUGA